AUGUCUAAUUUUACAUAAUCAUUUCAUGGAGCUUCCUCUUUUGGGAUUGGUUAGAGAUUGAACAUUUUUACAUAAAAAUAAUCAAGUCCUAGUCCUCAUCAAUAUACAAUUCAAUCAACUUUAUCUUCAAGUGCUUCCAAAUUUGGAAAGUCUUUACGAACAUAACUGAUCAAUGAUACGCCUUCCGUUGGAAAAUAUGAAUUGGAAUAAGAGAAUGUAUCUACAUCGUUUAAUGUAUUAUAGAAUCGAAAAUUAAAAAUAACAAUCAAAGGCAAAAGAAAACAAGAGAAGGUGUCCUCCAUCGUUGGACCUGGCAGCUAUACAAUCGAACCUCCGAAAUCAAACAAAAAAUAUGGUUUCGGAGAUAGAUUUUUGAUGACUUAUGAAACUGAAGUACCUGGACCUAAUCAAUAUCAUUUGAGUAGCAAUGGCCUGAAAUCCAGCAUUAAUAAAAAGAAUGGUUUUAUGUUAAGUUCCAGCAAACAAGAUAGCAUCUAUCCUCGAUCAUUAACUCCUGCGCCUGGCCAAUAUGAUAGUUAAUUUACUCAAUACAGCACAAAUCAAACCUUCUCUAAAGCCCCAAGAGAACCUUAAUAUUUGGAUACCCCAGGUCCUGGAAGCUAUCAUUAUGAAUAAAAGGAAGCCAAAGGAUUUUCAUUCUUAGCUAAGUAUAAACCCCAUGAUCCAUCCAAUUAUCCUGGGCCAGGCACUUAUGAUGUCUAAGACAAAUUGAAAGGCAGUGGGACAAUCAAAUUCAAUUCUAUAUUGAGAUAAACCAUCUUUGGCUAAAUCAGAGAGGAAAGUCCUGGGCCUGGAACUUAUAACUAUGAUUCUCUAACUCAAAAGAGCAAAGGUACCAAAUUUAAAAAAUCUCCUAAAUUAUAUGAUUACUCCAAUAAAAUUCCAGGUCCUGGGGCUUAUGAGAGUAAAAUCUCAACUUUACAAACUUAGGGGGGAGUCAUGGGUAAACUGUAUAGAUCAAAAAGGAUCUGUACAACUCCUGGACCUGGAUAAUAUGAUUUAGAUUAAUCAUUCGAUGAUAAACUACUCAAAAUAAAUAGAUGGAGUAAAUCUAAGAGAUUUCAAGAUGAAAGAAAUGACUACAUUGGUCCUGGAAAAUACGAAAUAGAUCGUUCUUUGAUGAAAACAGGGGUUUCAUUUACUAAAUAAAAACAUAAUAGAGAUAAAAUUUAAAAACAACUUUUUGAAUCUCCUGGUCCUGGACAUUAUCUAAUCGAUUCUGAAUUAGGAUAUAUACCUGAAUACUUAAUCAAAUAAAAAUGA
Molecule: messenger RNA, 1284 nt
Organism: Paramecium tetraurelia
Lineage: Eukaryota; Ciliophora; Oligohymenophorea; Peniculida; Parameciidae
Exons: 4
Source: RefSeq, a predicted model, not a curated record